AUGCCCGCUUCCUCCAUCAUGGCUGCACGACUGGCUCGUGCUGGUCGUACCAGGGCUAUUGCCAGCUCUCGAUCUAUAAUAUCUCCCAUUACCCCUCGUUCGCUCUAUUCGGCUCAAUCGCGAACCUUUGUGAAGCUCUCAGGGGCCUCGCCGUCGAUAACCAAGAGAUCUCAGGUUACAAACCGAACUACUCGCCAACUCCCCUCUCAGUACUUCGUGCGCGCGCUGUCGGGAAAGCCACUUCCUCAAAGAAACUCGUGGGUUCUCAACUUUUGCUUCCGUGCCGCGGCCUGGGUGGGCAUCUCGAUCACAGUCGUCGGCGCCGCCGUAGUCUGCUUCUUUAUCUACGACGCCUCUACGUACUUUGAGCACCCCACGCAGAGCGAUAUCGAUGUGUCCAAGAUUGCCCUCCAGCCUCGAUGUGGAGGUGAAAAGAACUUGCCCAUCGCUGAGGUCUUUAUCGACGAAGAUGACACCGAAGAGAAGCGGCGCCUCAAGAACAAGCCACGGCUCGUGAUUCUCGGUGGCGGCUGGGGCGGUGUUGCUCUUCUGAAGGAGCUGAACCCGGACGAUUACCAUGUUACCGUCAUCUCGCCGACAAACUAUUUCCUCUUCACUCCAAUGCUUCCCUCAGCCACAGUUGGUACCCUUGAAUUGCGAUCACUUGUUGAGCCUAUCCGACGCAUUCUGAGCCGCGUCCAUGGUCACUUCAUUCGUGCCAAAGCUGCGGACGUCGACUUCUCACACAAGCUUGUCGAGGUGUCGCAAGUAGAUGCAUUCGGCAAGGAUGUUAGCUUCUACGUUCCCUACGACAAACUGGUCAUCGCUGUUGGCUCAGUCACCAAUCCUCAUGGUGUCAAGGGACUGGAGAACGCCUUCUUCCUCAAAGACAUUAACGAUGCUCGCAAGAUCCGAAACCAGAUCAUUCACAACUUCGAGCUGGCUUCACUUCCAACUUGCCCCGAUGAGGAACGCAAGCGGCUCCUGUCUUUUGUUGUGAGUGGUGGCGGUCCUACUGGUGUCGAGUUUGCCGCCGAGUUGUUCGAUCUUCUCAACGAGGAUCUGACACAACACUUCCCUCGACUCUUGCGCAACGAGAUCUCGGUUCAUCUCAUUCAGAGCCGAGGUCAUAUUCUCAACACAUACGAUGAGACUGUGUCUAAGUAUGCCGAGGAUCGCUUUGCCCGGGACCAAGUCGAGGUUCUCACAAACUCGCGGGUCAAGGAGGUUCAACCCGACAAGAUUAUCUUUACGCAAAAGCGGGAAGAUGGCAGCGUAAUUACGAAGGAGCUCCCUAUAGGAUUCUGUUUAUGGUCUACUGGAGUGUCGCAGACCCAGUUCUGCCAAAAAUUGGCCAAGAAGCUUGGCAACGUUCAAACCAACCGACAUGCCCUGGAGACGGACACUCAUCUUCGCCUGAACGGCUCACCUCUGGGUGAUGUGUACGCAAUUGGUGACUGUUCUACUGUUCAGAACAACGUGGCCGAUCACAUCAUCACCUUCCUUCGAUCUCUUGCUUGGAAGCACGGCAAAGAUCCCGAGACGCUGCAACUUGGUUUUAGUGACUGGCGCGAGGUUGCUAGCGAUGUCAAGAGGCGAUUCCCUCAGGCUAUUAACCAUCUCAAGCGCCUCGAUAAACUUUUCAAGGAGUUCGACAAGGAUAAGUCGGGCACACUGGACUUUGAGGAACUUACUGAGCUGCUCCGCCAAAUUGAUAGCAAGCUCACGUCUCUACCUGCUACAGCCCAGCGCGCUCAUCAGCAAGGCCAGUAUCUGGCUCGCAAGUUCAACCGCAUGUCUCGUAUGAACGACGUUCUACGUGCCAAUGAGAUUCGGGAGGGCGAUGUCGAUGCUGCUGUCUUCAAGGCAUUCGAAUACCACCAUCUUGGCAGCCUUGCCUAUAUCGGUAACUCUGCCAUUUUUGAUCUCGGUGAAGGCCGGAAUCUGGCUGGUGGACUUUGGGCUGUGUAUGCCUGGCGCUCUGUCUACUUUGCCCAGAGCGUCAGUCUUCGAACGCGUCUUCUUAUGGCCAUGGACUGGACGAAGCGAGGUCUCUUUGGACGAGAUUUGAUGAGUUUCUAA
This is a messenger RNA of Fusarium keratoplasticum, 2082 nucleotides long. RefSeq names its product EF-hand domain-containing protein. Lineage: Eukaryota; Fungi; Ascomycota; Sordariomycetes; Hypocreales; Nectriaceae. Gene Ontology annotation, molecular function: calcium ion binding; NADH dehydrogenase activity. The transcript is spliced from 2 exons. Bases 1 to 2082 code for a protein of 693 amino acids. The record is from RefSeq and is a predicted model, not a curated record.